This is a messenger RNA of Brassica rapa (field mustard), 4797 nucleotides long. RefSeq lists its product as uncharacterized. Lineage: Eukaryota; Viridiplantae; Streptophyta; Magnoliopsida; Brassicales; Brassicaceae. The record is from RefSeq and is a predicted model, not a curated record. Gene Ontology annotation, molecular function: protein dimerization activity.
GGUCUCAACCUAGUUAUGGUAAUAGUUAUUAACACAAAUUUAACUUAUGUAACAAAUAGAUUUUCAUGUAUUGUUAUAAAAUAUCACGUUGAAGAUUUUCAGUACCAUAUUUAUUUGUUCACGUUGAAGAUUUUCAGUACUAAGACUAAAAAUUAAUCUAUACUAAGACAAAUCUAAAAAAUAAAAUUAAUAUAGAUUAUAUAAUUUUAUAAUGUUGCAAUGAUUAGAAUUUUAUAAAACUGUUCAUCAACACUAAUACAUGUUCAUAAGUGUCAUAGUUCUAAACUUAUAACUGCAUUUUUCAUUUUUUCACAAAUGCUAUUCAUUCAGUUUUCCAAUGCCAUAUUAUUAUACACCAAACCACUUGAACUCUCUUUAAUGAUUCUUAAUUAUUUAUUUUUGUUGCAAAUCUCUUUAAUGAUAAUUAGUUGAUAUUUUUUUGCCAUGUCUUUAAUUAAUGAGACUAAUCGAUUAAUGUUAAAGAAAAGUCUUGCAGCAAAGUUAACAGAGAUUUUCAUUAAUUACAAAUAGAAUAUGUUAUGAUUAUCAAGAAGAUGACUUGUUCUUCUUAUCCACAGAGUUUGUUGAAUAUGCUACGCCUUAUGUUCUGUAGUCUGUACAACGAAAAAAAAAACAUUUUGUUUGUUUGGUGAGAAAUUAACAAGAACUUGCACGUUACGUUACAACUAAAAGGAACCAGAAUAUGUAACAUGUGUCUUAAGGCCAUGUCGAGAAUCGACCUCAAGAGGGUUCUCUGAAUAUGCAGUUUUUAGUUGUUUAGUUUAUAUAUGGUUAAUUCUCUCAAAUAGCAUUUUUAAGUUUUUGUCAUAAAAAUAGCUAUCAAAAAGAAAAGUGAUCUUUUAAAAUUUUUAAUAUUUAUUUUUUAUUUUUUUUUAAAUUUGAAAUCAUAUCCCAAACCACACUCUUUAACUUUAAACCUUAAAUCUAGAUUAGUUAAUCCUAGGGUAAAAACAAAUUUUUACUCUUUAAUAAAAUUUAUUUUGGUCACUUUUUUUAUCGAACACUAUUUUUGUGAUAAAAACUUAAAAAAUGCUAUCGUAGAUGGUGAAUGAAUGUGAAAAAUUAAUAGUGAAGGUUCAUGUGAAAGAGAGUAACCACAACAAGGAAAUGGACCUUCAUGUAGACAAUUACUGACGGAGGCAAAACACGCGUUCCCUCACUUUCCCUCUCUCUCUAUCUUUCUCGGGAUUAGAGAAACCAAAGUUUCUUCCUUUUUGUAUCUGACUCGACGCUUUGACUCAGCCACUCAGGUGAAGAAAACUAGCAACGGGUUGGUAGAGGACGAGUCUUUGAAUCGUUUGGUGCUUGCUUCCAUGGACAUUCACGAGCAUGGAGUUCUGGUGGGGAAGGAGAAGAGGCGGCGGAUUCAAUGCAAACACUGCGGAAAACAAAUGUCUGGCUGGUAUCGUCUGAGACAUCACUUGAGUGGUGUAGGUGGAGACGCAACUCCCUGUGUACAAGUCACAUCUUCUGUUAGAGAGAUGUUUCGUACUACUACUACUGGUCCUAAGCGUGGGAGAACCGGAGAUAGCGAACAUGUUUGGUGCUCAUAUCCAAACUGUUUGGACUUUUCAUCCAAUGGAUUCAGAGAAAUCAUGAUGACUGUGAGUGGCCGUACCAUCCCUGAUCCUCACGGUUCGAUGUUUGGAGAAGUGUUGAAGGAAGUGGAAGAUCAUGUGGAGAAGGUUAAAGAUUCUUGGGGGGUUACGGGUUGUAGUAUCUUGCUUGAUGCUUGGGUUGAUCAUAAAGGCCAUGAUCUGGUUACUUUCGUCGCGGAUUCUCCAGCUGGUUCAGUUUAUCUGAAGUCCUUUGAUGUUUCUGAUAUAAAACAUGACAGCGAGGCUUUGAUAUCGAUAGUAGAUGGUCUUGUUGAUGAGGUUGGAGUGAGUAAUGUGGUUCAGAUCGUUGCGUGUUCAGCUUCUGGUUGGGUUGGUGAGUUAGGUGAGGCUUAUGUGGGCACCAAGAAGGGAGUCUUCUGGUCUGUGAGUGUGUCUCACUGCUUCGAGCUUAUGCUGAUGAAGAUUGGGGAAAUAGAUUCACUUGGAGAGAUAGUUGAAGCAGUCAAUAUGAUCACAGAUUACGUCAACAGCAACCCUUUGGCUUUGAAGCUUGUCAGAGAUCAAGAUCACAGCCAUGGACUACUAGACAUGGCUGUACUCUCCUCCGAGUUUGAGUUUUUCAUGCCGUACUUAACCGUAGAGAGUAUUUUCAGAGCCAGGGACGAGUUGGCAGCGAUGUUUGCUUCUUCAUCUGAUUGGAACAAAGAAGAAGAAGACAUAGCGAUAUCCAACUUGGUGAAUGAUUCGAGAUUAUGGGAAACUGUUGAGAGAGUUCUGAAAUGCUCGUCUCCUUUGAUCCACGGUUUAAUCUGGCUCUCUAGUGCUAACAACAAUCAGCAUGUUGGACAUGUCUAUGACAAUAUGGAUGUCAUUAAGGAGAGUAUAGCGAGGGAGUUUGAUAACGAUGAACUGUGUUACAUGCCGUUAUGGGAUGUGAUUGAUGAUGUCUGGAACAAGCUUCACAGUCCUCUUCAUGCUGCUGGAUACUUCCUGAACCCGGCUGCUUUCUACUCGACUGGUUUCCAUCUUGAUACAGAAGUAGCCAUCGGUCUUAUCUCUUCUCUUGUUCAUAUUGUAAAAGAACUUGACGUUCAAGUUAAAGUUGCCACUCAGCUUGAUGUAUACAAAGUUCGUGAAGGCUGCUUUAACGAGACUAGUCAAGCUGAUCAGGUUUCUGGACUGUCUCCAGCUGAGUGGUGGGCUGAGAAGGCGAGCCAGCACCCGGAACUGCAGAGUUUCGCUAUUAAGGUUCUGAGCCAGACAUGUGAAGGCGCUUCCAGGUACAUGCUGAAGAGAAGAGUAGCAGAGAAGCUGCUGCUCACGAGGGGAAUGAGCCGUUGUGAGAAACAGCAUCUGGAAGAGUUGGCGUUUGUUCAUUACAAUCUUCAUCUACUGAUCUACAGAGCUGCAGAGCCAAACUAAGUGAAGAGCAGUGAAGAGAUUGUGCUGCAAGGUAUGUUCAUUUAUGGGACUGGCCUGUUCAGAUUAGCCAAUGCGCAGAUAUUAGUUUAGUAGUUUGUACUUUCCUUGAAGUUUAUAUUUUAAAUCAACGCUGGUGAGAAUAUUGGAUAGAUAUCAUGGGAUAGAGUAGUUAUUGGCUUAUCCAAAAUUUGUGUUAUAUGUUAAUAAAUGAAUAAAGUCCCACAUCAUUAGUUUGAGAAAUAAUUAACUAACAUAUAAAAAUAGAGCUAAUCUAAUUAUAGAUAAUUGGUUUUAAGUUAAAAAUCCAUGAUAAUCCUAAAUUUAACAUAUUUUUUUUUUGAUUUCCUAUAUCGAAGAAAUGGUUAGGUUCUUUCUUGUAUCCUUUAAAAAGUAUCACACAUAACACGGUAGUAGUUGAACCCAAUAGAAUAAGAGACGCGACCACAGUCUACUAUCAUAUUCUUAUUCGAACGAUGGCUUGACCAACUCGUCCCUUAUUAUAUUCACUAAUUAAAAUCAAAGAAACGGUAUAAAUGAACGAGACACCAAAGAUUUUAUGAACAAGCUGCAAGGUUGCAAUCAUAUUCCUCCUUUGCGUUAUCUCUCCUCAGUCUCCACUCAAAUCUUCAAAAAUGAAGGUUCGUUUCUUUUUUUUACAAUUCUCUGAACAAAUUUAAGAAAUUUACAUUUCAAUGGUUUUAAAAUUAUAUAUAUUACGUGAUACGGGUUAUAUGCUUAUACCAUCGGCUUCUAAAUUAAAUUGCAGAAGAUAGUUGUAUUCCAGUUCACUGUUUUUGAUGAAAGCAUCAAAGAGAGAGCUAAGGAAAUUGCCAGCGAGUUUCCAGGUACACAAACACUAAUUCAUGUUUAUGUUAAAUUAAUUAUGAAUUUAUGAUGGUUGAUAUUCAAUUUACAUAUAAUCUGCUCGGGCUUUAACAAAAAAAAUAAGAGUUUGAUCUGUGCAUCUAAGCGGAUAUUUUUGUUUUAUAUAUUAAUAUUCGUUUUACGUGUUUAGUGUUUACUAUUUUUAAUAUUUACUAUAUAUUUAAACAUUUAUAUGACUUUUCAAACAUAAAAUUUAAUAGUUUACAUGUUGUAGUUGAAUUUAUUGUUUCAAACCGUCAAUUGUUUUCGUAGAUAUUUAUUUUAUUGGAUUUUUAUUUGUUAUAGUGUUAAUAUAUAUAUAUAUAUAUAUAUAUAUAUGUAUAUAUAUAUAAAUCAAGUUAUACAUAAGCUAAAUAAGUGGAACUAUCAUAUAUUUUAGGAAUAUUAUGUAAAACUAAUGAAGAUUAUGAUAUUUCAAAAUCGGAAAAGUGUGAUUAUUCUGUUGAGGUAUUUGAGUACAAUUUUGAUUUAGUAAAAUUUAGAUAUUUCGUAUAAUAAAUGGUUAGUCAUAAAAAUUUUGGAUUUUGAUCAAAAAAAUUAUUUAUCUUAUAAAAAAAUAAACAAUGAUUAUUUUAACCUCAUAUAUAGAGUAGACAUCAAACAAAACCAAAAACACAAAUCAAUUUAAUUGAACUCGUUAUUCAAAACUGGACUAAGGCUCAUAAAUAAAUAAAUAAAUAAAUCAUAUGAAAUUAACUUUUAGUCGGGCUAAAUCAGCCUAAUUCAUGACAUGGCUCGAUUUGUGUAACCAAUAAUUAAUUGUUUUCAAUCCAUAUAGUUUAGUAUUAUAUAGGUAACAGAUAUGUAAUAUUCGGUAACUUAUCUGACGAAGAAUUAUGAUAAUAUGAAAAAUGGAGAAAACUAAUUAAUGUUAGGAAUAGAAAAAGGAAUGAAAGAAAUGCUGACAAGA